CCAUCUUGUUGUUGAUCCGUACCCAGUGGGCAGCGCCAGGAGCUGGACCGAGCGGCCGGUGCGGGGCCGCUGCUGCGGGGCUCAGCCACCUGCGCUGCCUGCCAGGGGGCGGGCCGAAACCCGGAGGCCCGGGGGGCCCAGCUCCCGUGGGGAGCCUUGGGCGCCCGCUGCCCGGGUCGGGCCGGUGAGUGACAGGAGUCCGGGCCGAAAGACCCGCCCGACACCCACGAACAAUACGCUAAGCAGACUCUGACCAUUGGCCUCCCACUAGCAAGGAUCAACCUAACUCUCCAUUUGUGGUCCAUGUGCUGCAUCGUCUGCCUUCAGUGUGCAACAGGCCCCCAACGCAAUGUGUGUUUGUCAAACCAUGGAAGUGGGGCAGUAUGGCAAGAGUGCAAGUCGGGCCGCAGACCGAGGAGUGCUCCUGGAGCCCUUCAUCCACCAGGUGGGCGGGCACAGCAGCAUGAUGCGGUACGACGACCACACCGUGUGCAAGCCUCUCAUCUCCCGAGAGCAGCGCUUCUACGAGUCUCUGCCUCCCGAAAUGAAGGAGUUCACCCCUGAAUACAAAGGCGUGGUUUCUGUCUGUUUUGAGGGAGACAGUGAUGGUUACAUCAACUUGGUAGCUUACCCUUAUGUGGAGAGUGAGACUGUAGAGCAAGAUGACACCCCAGAGCGGGAGCAGCCUCGGCGCAAACACUCCCGUCGGAGCCUGCAUCGGUCAGGCAGUGGUAGUGACCACAAGGAGGAAAAGGCCACCCUGUCCUUUGAGACCUCUGAGAGCUCCCAGGAAGCAAAGAGUCCAAAGGUGGAGCUGCACAGCCACUCAGAUGUCCCUUUCCAGAUGCUAGACAGCAAUAGUGGUCUGAGCUCUGAGAAGAUCAGCUACAACCCCUGGAGCCUGCGCUGCCACAAGCAGCAGCUGAGCCGCAUGCGCUCUGAGUCCAAGGACCGAAAACUCUACAAGUUCCUCCUGCUGGAGAAUGUGGUACACCACUUCAAGUACCCCUGUGUGCUGGACCUGAAGAUGGGUACCCGGCAACAUGGGGAUGACGCGUCAGCGGAGAAGGCAGCCCGGCAGAUGAGGAAGUGUGAGCAGAGCACAUCUGCUUCACUGGGGGUCAGGGUCUGUGGCAUGCAGGUAUACCAGCUGGACACAGGUCAUUACCUCUGCAGGAACAAGUACUAUGGUCGUGGACUCUCCAUUGAAGGCUUCCGCAAUGCCCUGUAUCAAUACCUGCACAAUGGCUUGGACCUGCGACGUGACCUCUUUGAGCCUAUCCUGAGCAAACUUCGGGGCCUCAAAGCUGUGCUGGAGCGGCAGGCCUCCUACCGUUUCUACUCCAGCUCUCUGCUUGUCAUCUAUGACGGCAAGGAGUGUCGGUCGGAGCUUCGUCUCAAGCACGUGGACAUGGGGCUCCCUGAGGUGCCACCAUCCUGUGGCCCCAGCACUAGCCCUAGCAACACCAGCCUUGAGGCUGGCCCCUCUUCUCCGCCCAAGGUGGAUGUCCGCAUGAUUGACUUUGCACACAGCACAUUCAAGGGCUUCCGGGAUGACCCCACUGUUCACGAUGGGCCAGACAGAGGCUAUGUGUUUGGCUUGGAGAAUCUUAUCAGCAUCAUGGAACAGAUGCGGGACGAGAACCAGUAGGCCCAAGUCUGGGCCUUAGGCCCCUUCCUCUCCACCCAUAGGCAGGGACCAUUGCUCUGAACUUGCUGUGAGGACACACAGACUUGCUUUUAAAGGGUUAUAUUUCUCUUUGGUGUAAACUAAAAGAAAUGUUUUUAGCUGUAGCCUGGAAUCCAUAUAUAUAAAGGAGGGCAGAACAUAACGUCCUCUCAGCCAGGCUCCUUAGCUUUGUGGCUCUGACUGCUGUGUCCAGGCUGACUCAGGAAGGAAGAGGUAGGCCCACUGGGCUUAGCAGCAGAGACAGAAUGCCUCUGAACUUUGGUUUCUUUGCCUAAGGUGUUGGGCUCUGUGGCUGUAGGGCUCUGCUGAUAAGAGGUGAAGCCCUUGGCCGGCACAGGGCCUUUCCAUGCCUACUCACCCCUUGUUUCUCAGAAUUGGAGAAGGUUAAGUGCCCACAUAUUGGGGGGCCUCUCUAGUUCUGUGCCAGUGCUUGAACAUACGCCCUCACUGCACAGAUGGACUCAUCCUUGGGUCUGAUUUUGGCAUGGGUCUACAUUUGUAAAGCUGAGCUAAGGCCAACUCACAGCAGAGGGCAGGCCCUGGGUUCCCUAGGUACCCACUGGCAUGUAACCCUGCUCCUCUGUCCACAACCCCAGCCAAACUCUCGCAGAGUUCCCUUGCCUAAGGAGGCCACAUAUCCUCCUGUCCCACUGAGAUGGGCACUGCUCUGUUUGCUGAGAAGAGUAAGUGUCCCAGGUGGCCUAAGGGCCUUUACUGGCUCUGACCCAGACAGUAUUUAGCAGUUCUUGGGCUUUGGGGCCUGGGGAUUGCCCCUUCCUCUAGUUUGGGCAGCUGUGCUGCCUCUGGAUGGGCUGUGGCCUGCUCAGGGUCUGGUCUUCUCCAGGCCAGGCUCAAGGCAGCAGCCCAUUCUGUGGUGGUCCAGGCUUUUGGCUUGGAGGGAGACUUUUAAACUCUUGUCUGCUUUUAGGGACAUAGGGCCCUGGGAACAGGUGCCCAGAGUCUGCUGAGAGCUUUGUCUGAUUAAUCCUGGGGUCUGCCAGUAAGUCCGUUUGUCCACCUGCUAGCCUGUUUCGUGGUGAGCUUUCUGGAGUAUAGCCUUGUUGAUUAGUAUAUAUUGAUUUCCUUCAUGCUUUCCUCAGCAGAGUAUUCUUUCCUUUUGCUGAAGUGAGCCUUUACUUCUGUGCCCUUCCUCAGCAGGUUCUGCUGUUUUACAAGCCUGAUAGCAGAAUGAUUUGUGGUGGUGUUUACCUGCUGGCCCAGUGGCCUUCUUGUGGGCCUGGGGUAUGGCCUUCUACACCAACAGUGGAGCAAUGAAGGCUCAAGGAGUGAUCCUGACCUAUUGCUUUAUUUUUGCUAUGAUCCCUUUGAUGGUAGAGACCUGCUGCCGGUAAUAUAGGUAUCUAGCAGGUUACACUACACUCAGCCAUUGCCAAGGCGAGCAACAUUGUCUAGGUCUGUGGCCAGCAGCAUCACUUCUGACGGGACUGUUGUGGCAUUUGAAGAUAAUCCUGCCAACCUUUGAGAGAUACUGGUAACUAAUGACAUAAUUUCCUGGUUCUUAGAGAUGCAGCCUCUGUAAAGGACUCCUUGACAGGGUCCUGGGCAUGGUCUUCUGACCCUGGUGCCAGUGGUGGGCAGGUUCCCAUUCCUUAGGGCCGGGAGGCACAGCUUUGCCCGUUUUUGGUUAGUAACAACUGUCUUCUGUCCAGUAGUAGUCUGUUGCUUCAUCCAUGGGGGCAAGUAAGUGUUCUUUGGUGUGGACUCAUCUC
Molecule: messenger RNA, 3420 nt
Organism: Acomys russatus (golden spiny mouse)
Lineage: Eukaryota; Metazoa; Chordata; Mammalia; Rodentia; Muridae
Gene: Ip6k1
Product: inositol hexakisphosphate kinase 1
Exons: 6
Coding region: 350-1651 (433 amino acids)
Biological process (GO): phosphatidylinositol phosphate biosynthetic process; inositol phosphate biosynthetic process
Cellular component (GO): nucleus; cytoplasm
Molecular function (GO): inositol hexakisphosphate kinase activity
Source: RefSeq, a predicted model, not a curated record